AACAAGUUUCGUAUCGAAUGUUGCCUUUUUCACUUUCAUAGUUUCCUACAUAGUUUUACAUUCAAUAGCUCUACUUUUUUGGGAUAAAAAUAAUACGUAAACAUUAAUAGUUGUACGCAACGUAAUAGAGAAUCUUUUUUCUGGGUAAGGAUUCGUAGCAAUUGCGGUUAUGAAGACUUGAUACAGUCCGGACAUAUUGAGAUACAGAACAGGCUGUACAAUGGAGGAAGAGUUCGAUGAUGCGUGGAACAAUAAUGCAGCCCGGAGCAAUGCGUCGGAGGAGGAGGCGGAAAUGAAUGAAGAUCCAUCGGAAAAUUCCAAAGCAGUAUUAAAUGAUUGUCUGCAGCGGUUCGCGAGUGUGGAUUACAUCAUGGAACCGAGCAUCUUUGUCCAGCUGAAGCGUUACUUUCAGGCGGGCGGAACAGCGGAACAUGUUAUCAAUCAGCUGUCUUCGAACUAUGCGGCGGUAGCACAAAUGGCGAACCUUCUUGCCGAGUGGCUUAUCAUGGCCGGUGUGCGCGUAACAGACGUACAGGCUAUGGUCGAAAACCAUCUGAAGGACAUGAUACUGAAAACGUUUGAUCCUAAAAAAGCGGAUAAAAUCUUCACCGAGGAGGGUGAAACACCCGGUUGGUUGACGGAGAUGAUUGAGCAUCAUACUUGGCGCUCGUUGAUAUACCGUCUGGCAGAAGAAUAUCCGGAAUGUUUGAUGUUGAACUUUACCAUAAAGCUAAUUUCGGACGCCGGAUUCCAGAGUGAGAUAACUUCCAUCUCAACGGCCGCUCAGCAGAUAGAAGUAUUUUCACGUGUGCUAAAAACAGCCAUCGCCAAAUUUCUGAGCCACCCAGAGGACUGGCAGAGCGCGAUCGACGAGGUGGCAAAGAUGGUAUGCCACGGACAACAUACGUAUGUAUACAGCCAGGUGUUAAUACAGGUGCUGUCACAUGAGCCAAAGGGUGGAUUCAUCAUGAAACGACUUUCACAAGAAAUUACCAAAUAUGCACUGAAAAACAAUCACAACGUAACGCCUAUUACGAUGGCUUUAAAUGGUUCCUCACGGCAUCCUCAAGCAUGUGAGGCGCUUACAUCAAUGCUGUCACGCAACACCCUCAACCCAGCAGAUAUAACGGUGCUGUACCGCAACUACACCUCUCCCGAGCCGCCUCCUAUCGAUUUGAUCCGCAAUCCACAGUUUCUUGACCUGCUCGUCGAUUCGUUGUUCAAGGUGGGCAUGAAGAUUAACCAGGAGCACAAAUCGAAGUACAUCUAUCUGCUCGGAUACGCUGCAAGUGUGUGCGAAAUACCAACGAAGAAAGGCCAACCGAAAGGACAUCGGGUUUUGAACAAGGACGAACUGAAAGCAACGAUUAUUGCGAUCGAGAAAGUGCACGCCAUAUGCAACGUGAGUCGUGGCUCGAGCGAGCUAAUUCCAGACAUCUCUACCCUGUACAGCUGCAUCCGGUUUCCGGUGGUGGGGGUGGGAGUGAUCCGUUGGGUGGAGAACACCGUUACCGAACCGUCCUACUUUAAACUGUGCACCGAAAGCUGUCCGCUUCAUCUCGCUUUGUUGGACGAAGUGGCCUGCGUACAUUCCUCGCUGCACGACCAAAUUCUGCGUCUGUUGGUGCGCUUGUUUGAGUCGAAACAGGACGAACUGGAGAUUUUGGUGCAGCUGGAGCUGAAAAAGAUGCUACUUGAUCGGAUGGUGAAUCUGUUGGCGCGUGGAUGCGUCGUACCGGUGGUGAAGUACAUCAGCCAAUGUUGCAUGAAGGGUGAUACGGAUAUUUCGUUGAUUCGGUACUUUGUAACGGAGGUCCUCGAAACCGUAACGCACCCGUACUCGAGUGAGUUCGUUCAACUGUUCCUUCCGAUGGUGGAAAACGAGGAAAUUACAGGAUCGAUGCGCGGCGAAGGUGAUAACGAUCCAGUUUCGGAGUUUAUAGUACACUGUAAGGCCCACUACACGACACUGUAGGAAGAGGAAACGAAUAGUUGCUGCAGAGGUAAGAUUAUUAUUGAUUAUUUUAAAAAAGAUUUCAUUAUGUUUAAAUUUUGCCAAAUCAUCUUCUAUCAUAAUCAUCAUCCUUUUCCUUAGCACCAUGCCUUGAACGUCCUACGAACGUAAAAGAAAAUAAUUCUUAAUAUUUUAUAUUAUCAAUAUUUUAUUGAAUAUGCCAUAUAUUUGCUUUACCGAGUGACUUUACAUAUUGCACAGAUAUUAUCCAAAUAUUACUGUCAUACAGUAAAAUCGUCCAAAGCGUUGCAGAAUUAAUUGCCAAUCAAUUAAGUACAAAAGAUUACAUCAUCAAUUGCUUGUCAGUCAAAUUAUUAGAUCAAUUUUAUUACACUAUAAUUAUUUUUUAUUUAUUUUGAUUUCAAUUUUAAUAGCUUCUUUCAUUAUAUUUUAGUUAUUGUUUCAUUACAACAUAUUCUGUUGUUUGAAAAAAUAAAAUCAUUGAAAGUUAUAUUCUCCUGCUAAUCGUCCCUUCCCAUUCACAUGAUAGUCGAUCUGCUUUGGCAUUUUAGUAUUUUAUAUCUUUUCUUGUUAGAAAAAAAAACAAACAAACAAUUUAAUAAAAAAAAACAA
Molecule: messenger RNA, 2587 nt
Organism: Anopheles funestus (African malaria mosquito)
Lineage: Eukaryota; Metazoa; Arthropoda; Insecta; Diptera; Culicidae
Product: negative elongation factor D-like
Exons: 4
Coding region: 221-1975 (584 amino acids)
Biological process (GO): negative regulation of transcription elongation by RNA polymerase II
Cellular component (GO): nucleus; NELF complex
Molecular function (GO): RNA binding
Source: RefSeq, a predicted model, not a curated record